Messenger RNA from Ornithodoros turicata, 1608 nucleotides. RefSeq lists its product as uncharacterized. Gene Ontology annotation, molecular function: zinc ion binding; nucleic acid binding. NCBI's taxonomy places the organism in Eukaryota, Metazoa, Arthropoda, Arachnida, Ixodida, Argasidae. Bases 1 to 1608 code for a protein of 535 amino acids. The record is from RefSeq and is a predicted model, not a curated record. The transcript has a single exon.
AUGGAUAACUUGGAACGACUGAAGAAGAUGCGAGCUUCCAGCCGAGCGACUGUGACGCGUAUCAUCAACGAUCUGAAGACUCUCAUAGCUACAUCGCCCCACGAUCCUGCUCAGCUUACUGCAAAGCUUACGUUUCUCGAAACAAAAGCAUCAACCUUGACUCAGCUCAACCAAGAGAUCCAGGCCCUUAUCGACGAAGCAUCUUUGGAAGCAGAAUGCGAGGCCUGCGAUCAGUACUCGGGAUCUAUUAUCACUAUCUCGGUUCAAGCUCGUGAAGCUCUGAACACCGCUCUCGGUGUGACGAGACUGGCAUCCGCUCAGGUCGGCGGUGCUCCACAGCCUUCGUCUGCUACAUCUCAAGGCGUGGGCCCCCCUGCAGACGGCAUCAAAUUGCCGAAGUUGCGGAUUGACUCCUUUUCUGGUGUGCUGUUUCAGUGGCAAGGUUUCUGGGAUCAGUUCCGUGUCAGUAUUCGUGAGAACCCCAGACUUUCUAACGUCAACAAGUUCAAAUAUUUGAUCUCACUUGUCACCGGACCCGCUGCUCGAGCGAUAGAGGGGCUAUCACUCAGGGACGAGAACUACGUUACGGCCGUCGAUAUCCUCAAGACACGGUUUGGCAAGACUGAGCUUUUGGUGAGCGACCACUUGGAUUCUUUGUUCGACUUGCCUCCUGUGAAGUCCAUUGACGAUGUCAGAAGUUUGAGAAAGUUCCAUGAGGCUGCUACGGUUCGAAAUCGGCAUCUUCAGAGUCUGGGUGUAUCACGAAGCAAAUAUUCGAUUACCAUUUUGCGGACAAUUCUUCGGAAGAUACCUCCACCACUUGAGUUGGAAUACUACAGAACCGAUGUGAACAGAACCGAUUCUGCAACCUCCUCCGCAGCCAUGUCGACGGCCGAUGAUCUGUCAUCACUUUUGGAUUUCCUUGAAAUAGAAAUUGAGUUUCGAGAACGGGUCCGCAGGCCGACAGCUUCGUCUAAGGAGGAUACUGCUGAUUGCCGCAAAACACCCCUUUACCCUCCUGCUGCUUCUUUAGCAGCCAGGGCGACGGAAGCGGUCUGUGUACUCUGCAAGUCUAACGAGCAUUCGCUAGCAGCUUGUACAGCCCCACUGAGCGCAGCAGACAAGAGCAGCUUAUUGCGUCGGGAAGGACGUUGCUUUCUGUGUGGCAAGCGGUCACAUUUGUCGAAGGAUUGUCGCGUCUGCUACCGACUUCGUUGCCAAAAUUGCAAUAGGCGGCAUCUCACACAGUUGUGUGUGGAGGGACUUUCUGCUUCGUCGUCCAAUGUCGCUGUUACUCCAGACAUAGUCACGACAUCACCUGCUGCGUCGUCGAGCGCUGCAGUGGUUCAGGACAUCGUCACGACCAUGUCCUCUGCCCCACAGGCUCCCAAAGUGCAGCCUGAACGCGAAAUUCUUUUGCAAACAGCAAAGAUAUGGGUACAGUGUGAGAAUGGCCAACGACGCCUGGUGCGAGUUCUGCUCGAUGGCGGCAGCCAGCGCAGUUUUAUCCGCAAGGAUAUCUCGGCCAAGAUUGGAUGCACUGCGUUGCGUACUGAGGACUUGCAUAUUCACACCCUUGGAAAUGUCGCCCCCUCCCGUAUUACAUAG